Capsella rubella is the source of this 1187-nucleotide messenger RNA. RefSeq names its product NADH--cytochrome b5 reductase 1. Gene Ontology annotation, molecular function: cytochrome-b5 reductase activity, acting on NAD(P)H. The record is from RefSeq and is a predicted model, not a curated record. Gene Ontology annotation, biological process: electron transport chain. NCBI's taxonomy places the organism in Eukaryota, Viridiplantae, Streptophyta, Magnoliopsida, Brassicales, Brassicaceae. Bases 137 to 982 code for a protein of 281 amino acids. The transcript has 9 exons.
AAGGGAAAAAGACAACUCAAGCUCCAACUCCGAACCAUUCCUAAAGCACUGAUUUUUUUGUUUCCCUUAUAAUAUUAUUCUUUAGCAAGUUUGAUUCUUUUCUUCUUCCUUUUGUUCCAUUUUGGGUUUAGCCACCAUGGAUACCGAGUUUCUUCAAACCCUAGAUCGUCAGAUUCUAUUUGGUGUCUUCGUCGCUUUCGUCGCCGCCGGCGCUGGUGCUGCUUAUUUUAUUUCUUCGUCCAAGAAACGCAGAGUGUGCUUGGAUCCAGAGAAUUUCAAGGAGUUCAAGCUUGUUAAGAAAGAUCAACUUAGUCACAAUGUGGCCAAGUUCAUUUUUGAGCUCCCUACCUCUACCUCUGUCUUGGGUCUUCCCAUUGGACAACACAUCAGUUGCAAGGGCAAGGAUGCUCAAGGAGAAGAUGUUAUUAAGCCAUACACCCCAACAACACUAGAUUCAGACGUUGGACGUUUUGAACUUGUCAUUAAGAUGUACCCACAAGGAAGGAUGUCUCAUCAUUUCAGGGAGAUGCGUGUUGGUGACCAUCUUGCCGUAAAGGGACCUAAGGGUAGGUUUAAGUAUCAACCAGGUCAGUUUAAGGCAUUUGGAAUGCUUGCUGGAGGUUCAGGCAUCACUCCUAUGUUCCAAGUCGCUAGAGCAAUUCUAGAAAACCCAACAGAUAAGACAAAGGUGCACCUCAUUUACGCCAAUGUCACGUACGAAGACAUUCUUUUAAAGGAAGAAUUGGAUUGUCUUACCGCCAAUUACCCUGAUCAAUUCAAAAUCUACUAUGUUUUGAACCAGCCUCCGGAAACAUGGGAUGGUGGUGUUGGAUUUGUAUCAAAGGAAAUGAUUCAGACUCAUUGCCCUGCACCAGCAUCCGAUAUUCAGAUCCUAAGAUGCGGGCCACCGCCAAUGAACAAGGCCAUGGCUGCAAACCUUGAAGCUCUGGGAUACUCUCAGGAAAUGCUAUUCCAGUUCUAAUCUACACCUCUGCGUUUGAUUUACUCCACAACGGAACUUAUUUAUCUGAUCAAUAAUUGUAGGCCAACUAUAAAAGAGUUCGUGUCUUCUUAACUGAGGUGAGGGAGUUGUAUUUUGUUUUGGAAGUUUCGUAAAACACGUGUCCUUUAUAUGAUGUAUUUGUUAUCCCAAUUGAAUUGAAGUUUCAAUAUAUUGGUUUACGAAA